AGGUUGCAAUUCGGUUUUGUUUAUCUGCUAUAGAUGUAGAUUUAUUGGGAUGUUUGACUUUUGAAAACAACACAGGAAAAAAGAACAUGUCUAAUAGAUUUCUUAAACCAGCUGAUGAAGGUGGUUGGCAGGAGGACAAAAGCGACGUUAACUCGCUUAACAGUACAACAUUUGUAUUUAAUAAAAACUUAGCGUUAGUUUUGGAACAGCAGAGAAAGAAACUACCAAUUUUUAAAAAUCGAAAUGACAUACUUUUCCUCCUUGAAAAAUACCAGACACUAGUGCUUGUCGGGGAGACAGGAUGCGGCAAAAGCACACAAGUCCCUCAGUACUUGCUAGAAUCUGGCUGGUGUGAGAAUGGAAAGAUCAUUGGCAUCACUGAGCCAAGAAGGGUUGCAGCGACUACUUUAGCCGUCAGGGUAGCAGAAGAAAGGGGCUCUCCAUUAGGCCAUACCGUUGGCUAUUCGAUACGCUUUGACGAUUGCACUGACCCUGACAAAACUAAAAUAAAGUACAUGACAGAAGGCUUGUUAAUGCGGGAAAUGAUGGUUGAUCCACUUUUGAGAUGUUAUUCAGUUAUUAUGCUCGAUGAGGUACAUGAAAGGACUCUUAACACUGAUAUUCUAAUGGGAUUGCUGAAGAAAAUUAUCAAGAAAAACACAAAUUUAAAACUAAUCAUUGCAUCAGCCACAGUUGAUGCUGAACUUCUGCAGCAGUUUUUCAAUUUGAAUCAGACUAGUGAUGAAGGACGAGACACAUCAACGAUUCUUAGUGUUGAAGGAAGAUUGUAUCCAGUCACUGUCCAUUAUGUCCGAGAACCUGUAGCAGAUUAUGUGAAGGCGACUGUUGAAACCGUUUUGAAAAUUCACACUGCUGAGCCUCAAGGUGAUAUCCUAGCUUUUUUGACAGGACAAGAAGAAGUGGAUUUAGCAGUUUCUUUGCUGUCGGAACAUGAAAGCAAGGACAAAGAAUUGAAAAUUUACCCGCUUCCUAUGUACGGCUCUUUACCAAACACAGAGCAGAUCAAAGUAUUUCGCUACACUCCAAAAGGAAUGAGAAAAGUAAUCCUGGCCACAAAUAUAGCUGAGACAUCAGUGACUAUACCAGGUGUAAAUUUCGUAAUUGAUUGUGGAUUUGUAAAGAUGAGAUGGUUUAAUGCUGAGAGUUUUACUGAUAGUUUGGUCAUUGUUCCAAUAUCACAAGCGUCAGCUGAGCAAAGGGCCGGAAGGGCUGGACGAAACAGACCUGGCAAAGUUUACAGACUUUACUCAGAGGAUGAUUAUGAGAAAUUGAUACCCGAGACACCUAGUGAAAUGAGAAGGUCAGAACUGAGCGGAGCGGUUUUGCAAUUGAAAGCUCUCGGUGUUGAUAACGUUGUCAGAUUUUCCUUUCCUACUGCUCCUCCAGCAAAAUCGCUCCUUGCUGCAAUGGAGCUACUUCACUCUCUCGGCGCUUUGACCGAGGAUGCACAAUUAACAAGGCCAAUUGGGAUACAGAUGGCAGAAUUUCCUUUAAGUCCAUUACAUGCAAAAUCCCUUUUAAAAUCAAGUGAAAUGGGCUGUUCAGAAGAAAUGGCGAUGAUUUUAGCUUUGCUUCAAAUUGAAAAUAUAUUCGUCACUGUUCCCAGUGGUGCUAUUUCCAUUAAAUCUAGAAUAAGAAGAAGGCUGUUUGAAGUGGAAGAGGGCGAUUUAAUAACUGCACUUAACGUUUAUAAAACUUAUUUGAGAAUUCCAGAUCAUGACAAGAAACAAUGGUGCUAUUUGAAUUUUGUAAAUAGAAAGGCAUUAAAAAGGACAACGCAUUUGCUAAACCAAAUGGAAUCUCUUUUAAGAGGUUUUAAUCUGGAAUUAGUUUCAUGUGAUGGAAAUGUGGAACUGUUAUGUAAAUGCAUCGCUGCUGGGUUUUUUCCGAAUGCAGCUUAUUUACACCCUUCUGGAGUGUACAAAAGUGUGAGAGGAAAUCAAGACCUGUAUAUUCAUCCAACGUCUGUACUUUACACACUUCAACAGCCACAGUGGGUUGUUUACACUGAUACAAUAUUUACACAAAAGUUAUUUAUGAGGGAAUUGACAGUCGUAAAGCCUGAGUGGUUAAUUGAGCUAGCACCACAUUUUUAUCACAGGACUGUUGAUAGAGGAUAAACUGCUGAAACUUAAUAAAUUUAAAAUAUUAUCAAUUGUAUUAAUUGUUGUACAUAUUUUGUAAAUACAUGUUUAAAAAAUAAUCUUUUUGUUAGAUAACUUACCAAUUGUUAACU
Molecule: messenger RNA, 2257 nt
Organism: Cimex lectularius (bed bug)
Lineage: Eukaryota; Metazoa; Arthropoda; Insecta; Hemiptera; Cimicidae
Product: probable ATP-dependent RNA helicase DHX35
Exons: 11
Coding region: 87-2141 (684 amino acids)
Cellular component (GO): catalytic step 2 spliceosome; intracellular anatomical structure
Molecular function (GO): RNA binding
Source: RefSeq, a predicted model, not a curated record